Messenger RNA from Polistes dominula (European paper wasp), 1551 nucleotides. RefSeq lists its product as uncharacterized. The record is from RefSeq and is a predicted model, not a curated record. NCBI's taxonomy places the organism in Eukaryota, Metazoa, Arthropoda, Insecta, Hymenoptera, Vespidae. Gene Ontology annotation, molecular function: protein binding.
AAAAAUUCUAAUAUAUUGUCAUUAUCGUAUAAAUAAGUAUUAAGUAGUAUCCAUUGUAUGUUUCAAGAGUAAUUCACAUAAAUUCGUAUAAUACUUGUCUUUGUAAGAUCAAAUGAAGAAUUUCAUUUAACGUUAAGCACACAUUUUCAAAUAAAGUAAGAAAAAUAUCUCAACACAAGAGUUACAAAGAAUAACUAGUAUUUUAACGAUUACGAGUUUAGCUUUGAAAUGGCAUCCAUACUUGAGUAAUUUUCUCAUAAUCGGAGGAGUAUUUACUCUGUUUGUGAUAUCUGGUGCGAAAUGGUAAAAAGUGAGAGAAGUUGUCUAUAUAUGAAGAGAAAACGAUCUCCCACGGGGGUCAGUGUGUAAGUUCAGCUUUACAGUGGAAACAUCAUCAUGUUGAAUAUCACGCUGUGCUUUCUCGUUCUCGUCUUACGAGUUCUCUCAUCUUACCCGUUAUUAUUCGCUUACGGUUAUACUGAAGAAGAAAUCGACUGCCAGGUUUAUAACCACCUUUACGUUUGUCUUUCAAACGGUGUACUCGAGAGUGUUGCAUUCAAAGACGUAAAAGCCGUUCAAACGAUCGAAGAUACCGAAUUGCAUCUCGAGGAUCUUGGUAUUACCGAUAUAAAAAAAAAUGCUUUUGUUCAAGUCAACAAUUCAACGGCACUUUAUUUGAGAAACAAUAAUUUGUCGAUCAUUUCGAAAUAUUAUUUUGAGACGUUAGAUCAAUUGACCUAUUUGGAUUUGCGAAAUAAUUCUAUUCGUGAUAUCAAGGAUUCCGUUUUCACCGAAUUGAAUUAUUUGGAAACGUUGCUUUUGGAUAAUAAUAAUAUUUCUGAACUUCGUCCUAAUGUUUGGCGAGGAUUGACGGAACUUCACGAACUUUAUGCAACUAAUAAUAAUAUUGUACCUAAGAGAAAUGCAUUUAAAGGUUUGAGACAAUUGGAAACGUUAGCUUUGGAUUCUAAUGGAAUUACGGAAAUACCGAUUGGCACGUUUGCCGGACUACCUCACCUUGAUUUACUUUAUUUGUCGAGAAACAAAAUAUCCAAUUUACAUCCAGACGUAUUUCGUGGCUUGAACGAGAUAAACGAAUUGGAUCUUGGGAAAAAUCAUUUUCAAUCUAUUCCCGGUGGAUUGUUUCGACAUUUGAAAAGUUUAAAUUCACUUUGGUUGAACGGCAAUGAAAUCGAAAUGAUCGAAAAUGAUACCUUCGAGGGAUUGGACGAAUUAUCGAUUUUAUUUUUGAAUAACAACAAACUACGUUUCGUCGACAUGUCUGCUUUCGCCAAAAUGAAACUCGUCACUGUUGAGCCUGGAUUUAAAAUAAACAACGAAUUGAUCGAGCAAUAUUCCGAAUUUACGAAAAAAUAUCAUUGUAGCAAUAUUAAUUAUCAGGAACCGUACGAUUGCGUAGAAAUCGCGGAGUAAUUUUUAUCUUUUUUUUUUUCAUCGAGUUAUAUAUAAAAAAAAAAAUACAAAAGUGUGUAUUUGCAAAAAAUUGGUAACAAGUGUAUGAUAGUUUAUACAAUUUCAAUAUUAAUUAAA